GUCGCCAGUCGCGGGGCCGUUCGCUCUGGGGUUGGCGGGGGUGGGUGCGCCGUGCCCGCGACUGCUCCAAGGCGUCCUAACGAGGUGGAAAUCCUUGCUCGACACCGCGAGACAUUCCCGCGGACUGACCAGCUUCUUGCCAGCGUCGGGACGGUGCACGCUGGCACGUGACGUUCCCACCCGGCCCCGGCGAUGAAACGGACGCCGGGCAGGGCGGCCGGGGCAGGGCCCGAGCAGACGCCCAUCCAGGGCACGGUCUGCUUCGACCAGGCUACGCUGAAGAAGAGGCUGACGCCCCUGCAGCACCAGAUCACGCAGGAUAAGGGGACCGAACGGGCGUUCUCGGGUCGGUUCAACAAGCACCGCGAGCCGGGCGUGUACCGCUGCAUAGUCUGCAGGCAGGACCUCUUCUCCUCCACCACCAAGUACGACUCUGGCUCCGGCUGGCCCAGCUUUUAUGACGUGCUGGACCGGCGCCGGAUCACCCUGAAGGCCGACUUGUCUCAUGUCGGCGGCAAUCUCCUGCUGCUGGUGGCCAACCCGGACAUGGAGCGGAUGGAGGUGGGCUGCGCCCGCUGCGGCGCCCACCUGGGCCAUCUCUUCAAGGACGGCCCCAAGCCCACCGGCAAGCGCUUCUGCGUCAACUCAGAGUCGCUCGACUUCCGACGCGACGACUCGAUUGAUGUCGUCGACGGCAAGGUGGAGUUCGCGCGGGGCGUGUGCGAACUGAGCGGGUCGUGCGGGGCAGCGCCACGGCCGGCCGGGGCGAGUGCUGCCAUCUCGCGGGUAGUUGAGAAGUAUAAUUCGAUGGACCGUGGCGCUAGUGUAUCGGGGGAUCCUCGGACCUCACAAGCUGAGAAUGGUCACGUUGCUAGUGGAGAUGAACCGUGCCGAGACGCAUCGGGCUCAGUUGUCAAUGGACGGUCAUGAGAAGACCGUCAGUCAUAAGUGUCACGCUAUGCAGAUGCAGCUGUAAUUGAAUCGAUAAGCGAUCCACUGGCGCUCCCUGUAAGGCGCAGCGGGAUCCAGCUAUGUUGUUAUGCUCUUGUCCUCCGCGCUAGUUAGCUGUUGUGGAAAUGUGUUGACAGUGGUCGAAUCAUUUCCGUGAAUGAUAUGUCGAAAAUAUAUGCUUGUGGGAUA
Messenger RNA from Pollicipes pollicipes, 1140 nucleotides. Its product is annotated as methionine-R-sulfoxide reductase B1. Gene Ontology annotation, biological process: response to oxidative stress; protein repair. The transcript has 4 exons. Gene Ontology annotation, cellular component: cytoplasm. Bases 193 to 930 code for a protein of 245 amino acids. The record is from RefSeq and is a predicted model, not a curated record. Gene Ontology annotation, molecular function: peptide-methionine (R)-S-oxide reductase activity. Lineage: Eukaryota; Metazoa; Arthropoda; Thecostraca; Pollicipedomorpha; Pollicipedidae.